This is a messenger RNA of Ostrinia furnacalis (Asian corn borer), 1734 nucleotides long. Its product is annotated as serine/threonine-protein phosphatase 6 regulatory ankyrin repeat subunit A. Gene Ontology annotation, molecular function: protein binding. Lineage: Eukaryota; Metazoa; Arthropoda; Insecta; Lepidoptera; Crambidae. The transcript is spliced from 10 exons. Bases 223 to 1734 code for a protein of 503 amino acids. The record is from RefSeq and is a predicted model, not a curated record.
AACAGCUGCGUUUACUCAUGUCCUUCUUAUACCAUCAGUCUGCAGACAAACUGCAAACAUUAUACUUGUUUUUUAUCACAAAAACAAUAAUAAAGCAAAGGAAUAAAAUUUAAAAGUUUUAUAAUUAGUGGGUCGUUUGAAGUGGGUUGGAAAAGUGUGUUUCUAGGUAAAACGUGGGUGUGGUAUAUGGGAGCAAGAGUUAUAAUGUAAAUCUGACCACUCAUGGAAAGUGUAAAGAAAUGGUUAGCGGAACGUUCAACUAAGAAGAAUGGCCUGUAUGUUCACUACAGCCCGCCAAAAUUGAUAGGUGUUGCAUCGGAGGCGCAGCUGCGUCAGUGGGCUCGCGGGGGCUCCGAGGGCAGGCUGGAGCGAGCAGUGCUGGCGGGGCAAGGUCGCCGCCUGCUGGCCGUGGCGGAGGCCCUGCCUCUGUCGCACCACCUGCCCACCCUGGUGGCGAAAUGCGACGCGCUGCACGCCGCCGUCGAGAGGGGGUCGUUGGCCGAGCUCCAGGAGUUGCUGGACUCGGACUACAACCGGCGCAAGUACAUCAUGUGCCGUGAUGAAGCGGGCGUGGGUUUGCUGCAUAAGGCUGUGUUCUACGACUUUAUGGACAUCGCCAAGUGGCUCGUAGCUGAGUGUCCAGAGCUGGUGCAUCAGAAGGAUUCUGAAGGAAGGACGCCACUGCACUACGCAGCAGUAUGUCGCGACGAGCCGACCGCGGCUGCGCUGUUAGAAGGCGCGGGGGCGUCGCGGGGCGCCCGGGACGCGUCCGGCCGGACGCCGGCACACUACCGCGGCGCCGCGCGCACUCAACUCGCGCUGCCGCUACCGACGGACAUGUCGCGCGAAACGACGAGGAACCCACCUGGUCUGGUGAUCAAACGGCAUAACAUACGAAUAUGGUGCCACGACUGCGACAUGGCGAAGCUGCAGCGGGUCGUGUGGGAGGGCCACGGCUCGCGGCUGCUCAGCGAGGUCUCCAGCCAGCCUGUGGUCAAGAAGUUCUUGGAGGCCGUGCCUUAUAUCAUGAACACAAUCCGCGACAUCCACAGCGCGGUGAUCCAGAACGAUCUGGAAGGUCUGAUGAAGCACUCGGGCGAUCCAGUGCCGCCGCAGGCGCUGUCCAGCAGAGAUGGUAACAACAUGACCGUCAUGCACAAGGCCGCGGGACUGGGUCACGGAGGCAUCCUCAAGUAUAUAGCAGAAAGGUACCCCCAAGGCAUAAAUGACGUGGAUAACGACGGACGCACCCCCUUGCACUACGCAGCUGCGGUCAAAGAUGAACAACACACGUACAACACUCUCGUGGGCUACGGUGCUGAUGAGGGCAUCGUUGAUAACAAAAAUAAAACACCAGGCUAUUACAUAAACAGACCCCAAGAAAUCGACAAAAACCUAUUCAAAGCUCUACCAGAUGCACCCCGAACUGCGUCGAGUGCUUACCCUAAUUCUUGGGAUUGGAAACUGCUGGAUACAGAAGUGAUAGCUGAAUUACACAAAAAAUCCAGAAAGAGAAAUUUAAAGGCAUCUACAGAAAAUAUAUCAUCAAAGAAUCUUUCUAAUACCAUAUCAGAAAGCACGGACAACCAUGUAGGUGGCAUGAAAAAUAGUAGCACGCGGGAUCUGAUUAAAGACCUGCCAGAUUUAGAUGACACAAGUAAACCAAAUGUAGGGGAUGUACACAUCCCAAUGAUAGAAUGUAACCGGAGUCUCACAGCUAAUUUAAGUGUGUAG